GAAGAGGGCAGCACACAAUUCUAACCUCGAGCGAAGACCAUCAGGAGGACCAAGAUCACGACGAGGACCAAUUUGACUUCAUUUUGGACGAUGCGCCGCCUCCUCCGCCUCUCGACAACAUCGCGCCCGUCCCUGCGCCCGUUCAGCCUGCCCCUGUCCCGCCCCAGCCUGCCAUCGUGCCAGCGCAGCUUGCCCCUCUCGCUCCUCAGCAUGCUCUCGUCGCUCCAACAACAUCGCCUCGCCCUCCCAAGCGCCGGUGCGUGCAACUGCACCGCCUCGAUGCACCUUUGGGCGCUGGAAUAAUGCGCAGCUCGACCGUGACCACGACGUCUACGUCACGCGGAAGGCAGCUGAGCGGGCAGCAAGUAAGGCGAAGAGGGAGAAGGAGAGGCUGGACAGCAACAA
Messenger RNA from Jaminaea rosea, 405 nucleotides. RefSeq lists its product as hypothetical. Bases 91 to 303 code for a protein of 70 amino acids. Lineage: Eukaryota; Fungi; Basidiomycota; Exobasidiomycetes; Microstromatales. The transcript has a single exon. The record is from RefSeq and is a predicted model, not a curated record.